AUGAACACCCCUGAUCAUCCCAUUCAGAGUCCCAUUCAGGUGGCUCCGCGUCCACAAAGAGUCCAAGCUGCUGCUGCUGCUCAGGAAAAGCCGACUAAUAAUAAGCUUGCACUGUACAGCAACUUUCUGUCCGAUGUAGCCCUCAUCGACCGCUUGGCACCCAUCGCAAGCCUUCACAACAACCUUCAGACUGCCCUCGCCCAGUACACUGCCGAUUCCGCCAAUUCUGUGCGCCUCAAUUUUGUAGCCGAUGGUCCCAAGCUACGCGACGCCAGAAAGCUCAUCAUGGAAGACUUCAAUUCGGACCAGAAGCGCAUCGCCCGCAAUCUCGAGACUUCUUCCAGUCGCAAGCGCUGCGUCAACAAUCUGGCAAAGUAUCACAAAGAACUCGAUGACCUCCUCGGCGGUCGCAUUUGGUUGCCCGCUGGCGUCGCUGUCGAAUCCAUCUCUUACGAGAACAUUCUCAACAUUCGAAAGAUCGUGAGGUGGACCAAAGAGGCCAACCGUGAUCCCGCUUCCCUGUGGUCCCCCGACGGCGGCGAAUUGUUCGGCAUCAAGUACACGGGAAGGGCACUCUCCAACAUUUGGGCUCGCAUGUCCCGCCAGCGAGUUGGCCAAGACCAGCCUGACAGAGGUGACGAGCCACGAGACUCCUACUUCCAGACGCCUCCGCACCAGGUUGGUGACGAGGGUGAUUCGGAUGCAGAUCAAGAAGAUGAGCCCGAUGUACAACACCACGUCAAUGGUUCCAUUCCGGACCAGUCCUUCGAUGACGACCCCGUCGAUGAUGGCUUCCUGGACUCUUCUCACCAUGACGAGCGCACAAAUGUCAAUUCCGUCUCCCUCCCUACCAAGGUACAACAGGAUGCAAGACCCAAUUCACGUCUAAGCAGCCCAGAGCAACCCCGUCGCGCGCGCUCAUCCGUCGAUGACAUCGAAUCGCCCUUGUUGCCUCUUCAGACCAAGCCUCUUGCAGGCAAUCGGCUAUUCCUACACGAUGCUGCCGGCUCAUUGGCACGAGACACCAACCCGCCGUCGCCUCCCGAUCUUGCAUCCUUUUCGAGUCCCCGCGGCAUAGGUCAUGACCAUGACGACGCAACUCUACCAAUCCUAAGUCCGACCACGAACCUACGCGAGCAUAGCACACCAUCGCCAACUCGCCCCAAUGACUCCCCUGUUCCGGCACCAGUCAACAACAGCCCUCAAGACCGCCCCUCAAGUCCACCAAUUGUGAGCCCGCGGAAACGAUCGAGAAGUGCCUCUCCGGAGCCAGCCCCAAAGAGACAAGCAACCUCUCGACCUCUGCCAGAUGCCGUUCCACCCACUAUACCUCCUGCCCAUUUCAGCGUUGAUUCAAUCGCCCCCGGCUGUUUGGUCGAUGGUACAUUCAUAUACCAUGUGUUGAACAUGGUUGUCUCUCUCUGCCCGCUGUCAGUUCAACUCGUGGACCCUUUGCUGGCGAUACCAGAUCAACCGUUGCCGUCAAAAUUGGAGAAGCAGAUAUGCUCUCGCCCCGACUCGGUCAUCCUAGCCCCUGUCAACCUCACGCGCAUCUCCCAGCACUGGGUGCUUGCUGUCGCCUCUGGCAACACCAUCUCCAUCUUCGACUCGCUCCCAUCAGCAACGAACGACUCGGAGCUGAAGGCGAGGCUGCAUGGUGUGGCUGCGUGUCUGAAAGCUCGCGGAGCACAACAGUCGGGUAGCGACGGCAACGAGAGUGGCGAGAUUCUUUAUUCUUGGGAAGCCUGUCCACGUCAAACCGACGGCUCCAGCUGCGGUGUUGCCGUCAUGGUGAAUGCCUUAUGCGUUGUGGCCGGUCUCGACAUGCCCGACGACGUACCCGACUAUGCCCUCUGGCGUCGUGUCCUCUCCGCCUUUGCGACUGGUGAUUCCAUCAUGUCAAAGGGCUUCUUCCUCCCGUCGAGUGAGCCCACCAGAGGCCUGGUGUUGCCGGCGUCCAAGAUCACGGCCAAACCACCCCUUCCGAUAUCAGGCGACAUCACCAAGGAGGCUUUCUCUUCGUGGAAGAGAAGUGUGGCCGCAUACGAGGCUUCGGUCAAGAAGGCACUCUGUGAGGCCCACGAGCGGCAUACGCUUGCCAAAGAUACACUGGCCGCCGCCGCCGAGCUCUGGGCCAGUCUUUGCAAGGUCGGCACCGGUCUUUGGAGCCCUCGUCUCCGAAAGACACGAAAGUCCACCGACUUCAUCGACGAGAUCCAAGCCGACUACGCCAGGUACUCAUCUGCGGCGAGCAGCAUCCGGGCCUGCGCCGAUGCGAAUCCAGACAUGGUUCGCAUGAUGGAGGACAAGAUGAAGGAGUUGCGGGUGUUGCAAACCAGACGGACGGCGGUCCUCUCAAGGGUCUCGGCAAUGUCGCAUGCAUUGCAAGAGGAGCAUCUUGCUGUUGAAGGACAGGAGAAAAAAAACUUGUGGAGCUGGGAGCAUAAUGAGGAGUAA
This is a messenger RNA of Colletotrichum truncatum, 2457 nucleotides long. RefSeq lists its product as uncharacterized. Gene Ontology annotation, molecular function: cysteine-type peptidase activity. The record is from RefSeq and is a predicted model, not a curated record. NCBI's taxonomy places the organism in Eukaryota, Fungi, Ascomycota, Sordariomycetes, Glomerellales, Glomerellaceae. Gene Ontology annotation, biological process: proteolysis.